GAAAUCAGCAAGUUCCGACAUGGCCUGGCGGCUCUUCUCAAGUAUGAUUGGGUUCCUGUGCCGCUUGUGUACCCUCAAGUCAUCUUCCUAGCAGUUCGUUUUUAUUUUGUGAUUUGUUUAUUUGGACGCCAAUUUAUUGUUACGGGAAAAAAUCCGAGUGGGGUUGCCGAAGCGCUUCUGAAUCCUCUGGGAGAGGAUGACGACGAUCUCGAGUGUAACUAUGUCAUCGAUAAAAAUCUUAUC
Messenger RNA from Ostertagia ostertagi, 243 nucleotides. NCBI's taxonomy places the organism in Eukaryota, Metazoa, Nematoda, Chromadorea, Rhabditida, Trichostrongylidae. The record is from the annotation of a GenBank genome assembly.